This is a messenger RNA of Hypanus sabinus (Atlantic stingray), 3339 nucleotides long. Its product is annotated as UAP56-interacting factor-like. The record is from RefSeq and is a predicted model, not a curated record. NCBI's taxonomy places the organism in Eukaryota, Metazoa, Chordata, Chondrichthyes, Myliobatiformes, Dasyatidae. Gene Ontology annotation, molecular function: mRNA binding. Bases 48 to 1010 code for a protein of 320 amino acids. Gene Ontology annotation, biological process: mRNA export from nucleus. The transcript is spliced from 10 exons.
GGGAUGACGUCGGUCCUGACGUAACAAAGCCGCCAAGCGAGGGGGAAAUGGUCGGCAUGGAGUGGAGUACGGCGGUGACGGGGGAUACGGGACCUGACAAAUUGGACAUGUCUUUGGAUGAUAUAAUUAAACUGAAUAAAAAGCAGCGUAAUGUGAAGAAAUCUGUACCACGUAAAGGAAAACAGAUAUUAAAUCGCUCUUCCUAUUCAACAAUGCAGCUGAAACGGUCAAACAAUUGGCGUGGAAUCCCACAACGAUCCGGGAGAGCUGUGAGCAGACAGAUCCCUGUUGGUAGAAGGAAAGUUUCUGGACCCCGGAGAAGGCGAUUUCAGGGUUUGAUAACUGGUCUGGCAACAAGAAAGGCUUUGAUGCUACAGAAAUCGAUCAGUACACAAAGCAGGUUAUCCUUGAGUCAUAAGGCUGGACGGAGAACGCCACUUCUGAAAACUACAUCAGUAUUUGGGCAGAAUGAAGGACAGCAAAGAUUUAUGUCAUCAUUGAAGCAUUCAUUGCAGCUAAAGAGGAAUUCCAUUCAGAUGAAUUUUCCCAGGAUUCCUGUGCAGGCACAGCAAAAUAAAGAAGCACGGCAAGCAACUUUUCUUUUCAAAAGAGGCCUAAAGGUGCACAUGCAAACUGAACAAGGGAUGAAAGGAAGAUCAAUUAAGAGACAAAUGCGACAGUGGUCAACCAAUUCUGAUACUGUGACAGUUGACCAAAGUCGCAUUCCUAGUACCAGCAGGGGUGUUUUGACUGUGUCCAUUCAGAACCCAUCUGCCAAAAAUACUGAUUCCCAGCAGUUCCGAGUCAGACACCCCUCUUUGAUUCCAUUUGCAAUAAAAAAGGAUCCGACUGAAAAGAAAGAACCACCAAAAGGAGUGCAACUGGAAUUUGAUAUCAACAGUGUUGGAAAACAGACUGGUAUCACCUUAAAUGAGCGAUUUGCGAUUUUGAAGGAACGGCGAAUAGCAGUGGCAUCAAGCAAAGGAGAACGAUUUGUGACUGUGGGAUAAAUGAGAUAACUGGCAUUUGAUCUGGCAGAACUCUUGGGAGCUUGUUCCCAUGCACUCUGAAGUGAUUUAAUGUCAAAAACAGACAUUAUGCAGAUGGAUCUUGUUGACUGUACUUUGAAGCCAAUUUUACAAUGACAUAAGAAGAAAUGAUAUUUGGAUUACUUGUUUAAACUUUGUUUUUGUCUGAGGAACAGUAGAUGAAGAUGGAAUUGAACAAUAUUUGAAUUAUCACAUUGCAAAUAUGAAAUUUUGUUACUUUCAAGAAACACUUCAUUAGCUAAAAAUGUAAAUUCAGUACACUUUCCCCAGAAUUUAGUAUUUUUGGAAACUUGUUGAAACCUUGACUAAUUUUUUUUUAACAUUAAAGUUUAGCAAUUUAACCGUUUUCCAAAGUAAUUGUUUAUUGAAUAGCUUUUCUGUUCAAAGUAAAUUUUAUUAUUGAAGUACAUGUCACCAUAUACAACCCUGAGAAUAAUUUUCUUGUGGGCAUACUCAGCAAAUCUAUACAGUAACUCUAACAGGAUCAAUGAAAGAUCAACCAGAAUGCAGAAGACAACAAAAUGUGCAAAUGCAAAUAUAAAUAAAUAGCAAUAAAUAACAACAUGAGAUAAAGAGUCCUUAAAUGAGAUAAUUGGUUGUAGGAAUAUUUCAAUGAUAGGACAAGUGAGUGUAGUUAUCCCCUUUUGUUCAAGAGCUUGAUGGUUGAAGGGUAGUAAUUGUUCUUGUACCUGGUGGUGUGAGUCUUCUAAAAGUGGCUGCACAUACUUGUUUAAGUUAAAUGUUCUCUCAUUUACAGCUGGAGAUAACAUAAGCAUCAUACAAUUUAAGGAUGGAUGCUCAACACAAGUUUGAUCAUCAUUAUAACAUUAUUGGUUGUUUGAAUAUUUGCACAUUGUUUCAUUAAUCUUAUGUACAAGUGUCCCCUGCUUUCUGAAUGUUCGCUUUAUGACGUUUCACUUUUAUGAAAGACCUACAUUAGUACCUGUUUUUGCUAACCGAAAGAGGAUUUUUGCUUUUACGAGAAAAGAUGCCCGUUUUAAACUUGUGUUUACUCUGAGAAAGACUACCAUGACCAUGAAGCCUUGUGCGGGCAAGUGUGUGCGCAUGCAUGUACGUGCGCACGCAUAUACAUGCUGAUUUUUUUUCUACUAAUCGGUUUUGGCUCAAUCUUCCCGAUUCUGGUAAGUGAAACUAUACUGUACAUACAUUAUAUUUUAUAUAGGCUGUGUAUUUAUCCUAUCAUUCUUGCUUUUAAUGUAUGUUAGUGUUAUUUUAGGUUUUAUUUGGUAUGAUUUUGUAGGUUAUUUUUUUGGGUCUGGGAACGCUCUACCUUCGGAUAGUGGGGGAAACCUGUACAUUGAAACAGUGAAAUAUAAUUUGCAUUAACAGCCAAUGCAAUCUAACUAUGUCAUGGGGGCAACCCGCAGUUGUUACCACACAUACCUGUGCCAACUUAUCAUGCUAAAGAUGUUCAGCAGAACAACAUGGAACACACAAGCAAUAAAAACAACAGUAAGACAAACCCCAUUCCUCCCACCUGCACACGCACUUCCCCAACCCCAAGACAGGCUAUCUUCAACUUCUAGCGACCCCAUGGAUUCAGACAUUGGGCUUCGACUUCCCUAAUGGACUCUCAGGUCAAGGCUUUGAGACUUCCAAUUGAUCUUUGGACUUUGAUCUUUGGUGUUGACCCAAGCAUUCACCAGUGUUGACAAAUGAGGACCCCAAACACUAAGCCUUGAACUCCAGUCUCGCUGAUUCGCAUACCUAGUGUGUCAACUGUCCGCGUGCCUCCUGCCUGUGUGGAGCUCCGAUUCCAGAAUCUGCUACCAAUUCGCUGAUCAGUGGGGAGCCACCAACUCUUGUCCUCACUGGUCUACUAGGCUGAUGUCUAACUAUGGAUAUCCCAUGUUCAUGUCAUUGGUCUUCGAAUCCAGGGUAUUGGACAAGACACUUGCCUGACCUCAAAUUCCCCCGUAUCUCUUCUUGGCUAUUUUGUAUUAGGUCUUCAAGCCAAAUAUGGGAAAUGUUUAGUGAAACUUGUUGAGAUGUCAAUGUCAGAAACAGGCCCUUUGGUCCAUCUAGUCUGUGCUGACCUGGUUUUCUACCUACAGCUGGACCAUAGUCCUCCAUACCCCUCUCAACUAUGUACCUAUCCAAACUUCUAUAAAAUGUUGUAAUUGAACCCAUAUCCACCACUUCAGCUGGCAGCUUGUUCCACACUUGCACCACCCUCUGAAGAAAUUUUCUUUCAUGUUUCCCUUAAAUAUUUCACCUUUCUCCCUAAACUUAUGACCUCUAGUCUCCCCUAACUCAGAGGGGAAAAAGU